UCGCUCCACAUACCCUGCACAGCCAAGUUUGACUGCACAUCGUUAUAUAAUCUCUUAGGUACAGAGGAUUCUACUUGUCGAUGAUAAACAGGGAUGAAACUUUUUUAAGAAUAUCAUUUUAUGACAUCAAUCUAUCAUAACACAAUCGUAACGACAUCAAAUCGCAAAGUCAAGUCACAAGCCGCAGUGCAUUGCAAUCUAUGUACGAAGCUCAGAACAGAACAAAACACCCAAUAUACAAAAACAAAAAGCACAGAAAGAAUAACUCCAAACAGGUGACCAGACCCAUUAGUUUAUGACAAGUAGUAGUAUUUGUUCAACGUUCACGGUGAUCCACACCUCCGACUCGAUUCUUUCCAGUUGAAUGAGCUGGAAGUCCAAGUCAACAGAUGCAGAUGCAGUGUUGACUCAUGCCUCGCCUCGCGGCGGUUCAAUUCAUUUAGAACAGAGGAGUAGAGACAGCGACAGAGGUCGAGCUGGCAGGGGUGCUGCUGACCGGCGAGCUCGAAGGAGUAGGGAAGCCGAACUGGCGCUUCUCGAAGAGAGCAGAGGCGCUAGGGGUAGCGCUCGACGAGGGAGUAGCGCUCGACGAGGGGACGUAGAUGGAGCCGUACUGGCGCUUCUCGAAGAACGGAGAGCUGGAAGGAGUAGCGCUCGACGAGGGAGUGGCGCUAGAGGAGGGAGUGGGGUGGAAGUUGUAAGGAGGGGGAGGAGGGAAGGCAGGGUCCUCGCGCUUGUAGAUGGCAGAGCUGGUGGCAGCGGGGGUAGAGGAGGAAGAGGGAGAGGCGAGGAUCUGACGCUUGUAGAUGGCGGAGGUGCUGCUGGGGGUGGGCGAAGAGGAGCUGCCGAACUGGCGCUUGAAGACGAUGGCAGAGCUGGUGGGAACAACCGAAGACGUGGGAGUAGCAGAGCUCGACAACUCGACGGGAGCGGGCGAACCUCCGAACACCUGAGGCUGAGGAAGGGCGACAGCAGCGCCGAAGAAACCAGCGAGAGCGAAACCGGUGAGCUUCAUUUUGUUGAUGUGGUUGUGAUUUGGAUGGUAACUUUGGAUAAGAUUUGAAGUUUGAGAUUUGAGGACAGAAUAUCUAGGGAAGAGGAAACGGAAGUGCUGAACCGGAAGCCAAAGGUCUUUAUAACCGCCAGAACAGGGGAUCAACCGGUGACGCUAUGAUAGGCCCAAAAAAGACCAGCCACUACUGCAACUGACAACAUCUCG
This is a messenger RNA of Aspergillus glaucus CBS 516.65, 1219 nucleotides long. RefSeq lists its product as uncharacterized. Lineage: Eukaryota; Fungi; Ascomycota; Eurotiomycetes; Eurotiales; Aspergillaceae. Bases 365 to 1063 code for a protein of 232 amino acids. The record is from RefSeq and is a predicted model, not a curated record. The transcript has a single exon.